Penicillium odoratum is the source of this 738-nucleotide messenger RNA. It is a transcript of the gene derA, whose product is annotated as putative ER-associated proteolytic system protein Der1. Gene Ontology annotation, biological process: endoplasmic reticulum unfolded protein response. The record is from RefSeq and is a predicted model, not a curated record. Bases 1 to 738 code for a protein of 245 amino acids. Gene Ontology annotation, cellular component: endoplasmic reticulum membrane; Hrd1p ubiquitin ligase ERAD-L complex. Gene Ontology annotation, molecular function: misfolded protein binding; ubiquitin-specific protease binding. The transcript has a single exon. Lineage: Eukaryota; Fungi; Ascomycota; Eurotiomycetes; Eurotiales; Aspergillaceae.
AUGGCUGCACUGUGGGAGAAUAACGGGCAGAUGGGCCAGUUUCCAUUGGAGCAGUGGUUUUAUGAGAUGCCACCUGUGACCCGAUGGUGGACAGUUGCCACGGUGGCAACCUCAGUUCUCGUGCAGUGUCACAUCGUCAGCCCAUUCCAGCUGUUCUACAGCUUCCGCGCCGUCUAUGUUAAAUCACAGUACUGGCGUCUCCUAACAACAUUCCUCUACUUUGGUCCCCUCAAUCUCGACCUCUUGUUUCACAUAUUCUUCCUCCAACGAUACUCCCGCCUACUGGAGGAAUCCUCCGGUCGCUCCCCGGCGCAUUUCGCCUGGCUCAUGUUCUAUGCCAUGUCCUCGCAUCUGAUCAUCUCACCUUUUCUGUCGCUGCCAUUCUUAGGUACCGCUCUAUCUUCGAGUCUGGUCUACAUCUGGGCCCGUCGCAACCCUGAGACCCGCCUUAGCUUUUUGGGUCUGCUGGUCUUUACCGCUCCUUACCUCCCGUGGGUCCUUAUGGCUUUCAGUCUGAUCGUACAUCGCAUUGUCCCCAAGGAUGAGAUCUGUGGCAUUGUGGUGGGCCAUGUAUGGUACUUCUUCAAUGAUGUCUAUCCAACAUUGCAUGGUGGCCACCGGCCUCUUGAUCCGCCCAUGUGGUGGCGUCGACUCUUUGAGCAAGGCGCAGACCGGCCGACCGACGCGACGAAUGUGAAUCAUGAGUUUGCCGCGGCGGCGGCGCCUGAGGUGCGAUGA